Messenger RNA from Epinephelus lanceolatus (giant grouper), 2387 nucleotides. RefSeq names its product ADAMTS-like 7 (gene adamtsl7). Gene Ontology annotation, molecular function: metalloendopeptidase activity. NCBI's taxonomy places the organism in Eukaryota, Metazoa, Chordata, Actinopteri, Perciformes, Serranidae. Gene Ontology annotation, biological process: proteolysis; extracellular matrix organization. Gene Ontology annotation, cellular component: extracellular matrix. The record is from RefSeq and is a predicted model, not a curated record.
AUGGCUGGAUUGUGGCAGCAGCUCGGCUCCCUGCGGCAGGGUCGAGCUCUGGCUCUCCUCCACCUUAUCGGGCUUCUCUACCCACCUUUGGGUGCUCUUCCCUGGGAUACCAAAGCCGGCAAACCACCUCUGGAGGGUUUUCAUGUGGUGAAGGGGAAUUUCUCUAGGACUUUCCUUCGCAUUGGCUACCAUAAGAUUGCAGAGAUUCCUGCAGGAGCGCGUAACAUCAGCAUACGGGAGACAAUAAAAAGCCGAAAUUACCUGGCUCUGCAGACCCAAAGCAGUGUCUCCAUCAUCAAUGGCAACUGGGUGAUUGACAGGCCGGGCAUCUUCACUGCUGUGGGAACACAGCUGACGUACCAACGACCCAAUGAAAUCCGCUCUCGCAAUGGGGAGUCUAUCACUGCACCCGGGCCACUGACUGAGGACCUGCAUGUUUAUUUGAUCUACCAACAACCAGGUCCCAGUGUAUACUAUGAAUACACUGUCCCUUUACGAAACACACACCCAACUCCUGAGCCAGGUACACCUUCUGAUAUUCUGCCCCUGGUUGAGACAGUUGGCCCAUCCCACUCUGGUGAGAAGGACCACCAAGGUGGCACCACCAACAAUGAUAUCACCAAAGAGAAACCCCACCCUAACCAGGUUCCCUCUGACCCCAGCAAGAAAUCUGACCCUCAGCCCACCUACACCUGGACAAAGAGGAGGCACACAGAGUGCAGCGCGACCUGUGGUACUGGCAGGCGUCAGGUAUUCUGGGAGUGCGUUGAGGAAGAUUCCCAGGCGACUGUUCCUGCUGACCUCUGUGACCCUGCUCUUGAACCAACAAACCGGGAAGAAGACUGCAACACCCAGUCUUGUCCUGCAUACUGGGAUGUGGGGGAGUGGUCAGAGUGCAGCAGGAGGUGUGGACCUGGCACUCAGCACCGCCAGGUCAUCUGCCGCCACGUCACUCAUGUUCACACCAAUGGGACUGAGACCUCGGUUACCGUGGCACAAGAGCUGUGUGGGUCGCACGAUAGGCCGGUGACCAAAGCUAUAUGUCAGCUAAAGAUUUGCAGCCAGUGGGAGAUCCGAUCUGAAUGGAGCCCGUGCUCAGUGCCAUGUGGAGUGGGCCAGCGCAGCAGGGAGGUGGUGUGUGUGAGCAACCAGGGUGAUGUGGAGGAGGAUAAGGAGUGCAACAUGAACCUAAAGCCAGACACACUACAGAACUGUGACAUGGGAGCCUGUGCACGCAGCUGGUUCACCUCCGUCUGGAGCCAACGGUGCUCUGCAGAGUGUGGUCAAGGCAAUCGAACCCGGAUGGCAGUAUGUCUGAUAGAUCAUGUGACUGAUCUCCCAUUGGACAGCUGUGAAGAGGAACGCCCCUCAGAAGUGACACUGUGUGACUCAGGCCCCUGUGACAACCGCCUGGAGUGGUUUACCGGACCCUGGAGUCAGUGUUCUGCAGAGUGUGGGAAUGGCACACAGACCCGGAGUGUGGCUUGUAUUCUCAACAACGAUGGCCGUAUGGAGGCUGUGGACCAGUUAAAAUGUUCCAGUCUCCCUCAGCCAAUCACAUCUCAGCCCUGCAGACUGAAGCCAUGUGGUGUCCAGUGGUACGUCACAGAGUGGAGUGCAUGCUCGCGCAUCUGCAGUGGUGGCUACCGUGUGCGUGAGGUGCGUUGUCUUGCUGAUAACAUCACCCCAAGCGACCGCUGUGACCCCAGUUUGAUCCCAGAGAGCCGAGAGGAAUGCAACAAACAAGCUUGUGUCGCUGAGAUCAAUCCAUCGUGUAGCGACCAGUAUCAUAACUGUGUGGUGGUGGUUCAAGCCCGACUCUGUGUUUACCCUUACUACAGAAGUGUCUGCUGCGCCUCCUGCUCCCGUGCCCAGAAAACAUACCCCAACUCAUUUCAAAAGAACUACAUCCGCAGGUGAUGCUGCCACAGGAAAAGUCCACUUCAUCUAGCUCUGUUUGGAGAGCACUUCAGUAUGAGGGAAUGUAGAGCAUGGUAUAUUAAUAAUAAUGAUAAACUUUAUUUAUAUUGCACCAUCCAUGCAUAAAAUACAACUCAAAGUGCUUCACAUAAAAGCAGAUAACCAUAACAUUUAGAUAACAAUAAUAAUAUUCAGUCACUCAGCCUGCAACAGAUUAACUGACCAGGUAAUCUGCUGCUUUUCUCUGUUUUGUGCACUUGGCCAUAAACACUGUUGGAGUAAGAUCCUGUUUCAUUUGACUGGAUGAAGAAUAUUUUCUUCAUCUCGUGACACACACCACAAACACAUACAUCUGUGAGAAUAUCAGUAUGUUGAGGUUUAGAGUUUUCAUUCUCAAUGUAACUUUAACACAGACUGGUCACACUGGGUGAUGUACUUACAUAUAUAUUUAUUCUUAAUAAAGGGUG